AUGGCGUUGGGUAGAGUGCUUGUGCAUGCGUUAUUGUUUGCGACCCGACUGCAAAAGUCGACAUUUGAAUCGACAGAGAUGGAACAACUGGUGCAUGAAGGAGACCGUUCAUUCAUACUACGAAUCGAUGACACAUCCAGUAGUCCCAGGGACGAUGUAUUUAAGGCGACUAUCGCAUCGAUUUUUAUAAAUAGUGACGAUCACGGAUUCGAUGCGAAGGUAGUGGUACCAGCGAUCGAAAUGGCUAUCAGAGAAGCGAAUAAAAUAUUUAACCGUUCAGUUAGUUUCAACUACGUAGCACGGAUCUCGAAUGAAAAUUGUGACCAGAACACUCUUGGUGGGUUAGCGGCCCAGCUCUAUUAUCGAUACAAUGUGAGCGUUUUCAUUGGACCCGGUUGUGAAAUAGCGCUUGAUCAUGUGGCACGCAUGGCCGCAUUUUGGAACGUGCCUUCAUUUAGCGCAGGAGGCAUUGACCAGCGCUUUGUGAGGAAAGAUAUUUAUAGUACUUUGACCCGAAUGUCAUAUUCGGUUGAUCGUAUAAGCCUGUUCCUUCUCAAGAUACUAAAGGAAUUUGUCUGGCACAACAUCGUUAUACUCGUCGAUGAGUCUUCUUUCAUCGACGCCAGUACAGCGAUCUCUCUUGAGAAGCUGCUCGCAUCGCAGAAGCUGUUGGGGGACUUGGGCGAAAAUCACGAAGUGUUCCCGGACAAAGUAUUGUUCAAUGGCUCCGACAGUACCGCAUCAAUCUCAUGGAAGUUGAAGCUGGCGAAAGACAAAGCUCGUGUGUUUCUUAUCCUCUCGAAAGCCGAAGCUCUUCGGCGCGUACUCCUCGUCGGACACGACCUCAACAUGAACAAUGGGGAAUUCGUUUUCAUCAACGUUAACCUGCUGGGAAACGCCGUCCGAAAUAACCUGACGAAGGUUCUUAACGAAGAUUACGACGGAAACUUAAUGAAGGUAAAAGAGAUGUUCAGCUAUGUAAUGGUGGUAAGCGCCAUGGUCCCCGAAACUGAUCGCUUUCGUCGCGAAUUCAAAAACGACCUGAUUGCCUUUAUGACGUACAACAUGAAAAAAUAUGGCCUUACAGAGAUUGUCAGAAAGGAGGAAAUUACUCCUGUCGUUGCUGCAUUCUACGACUGCGUAAUGCUCUAUGCGCUAUGCUUGAACGAGACAUUAACUAACAAGGGUAACGCAUAUGACGGGAAGACAGUUGUUAGAAACUUCUGGAAUCGAUCACUGACAGAAACCGAACAAAAUAGUGUCGGCUUUAUUGGAAAUAUCACGCUGGGCCCCAAUGGGGACCGAGAGGCGGACUACACCCUUCAAGUAUGGAGAAGCCCCAAACUAGGAUUUCAGGUGGUGGCUCGCUUUAUGGGCACUAUUCAGAAAUUCGACAUGAUGCGGGGAAAAGACUUCAUUUUUCCGCGAGGAAUUCCGCUCAAUAGACCUCGUUGCGGCUUCAAGGGUGAUCAUUGCCGUGACGAUUUCCUACGAAAUCUUAUAAUAUCAGUUGCGUCAGGCUUCUCCGGAAUUAUUUUAAUCGCUAGUAUAGUUACUCUCAUAAUCGGCCGUAAACUGAAAUACGAAUCCCAGCUGGCUGAUAUAUGGUGGAAAAUUAGCUAUGAGGAUCUGAUUUUUUCCGAUAGGAAUACGGACAAAAGUCGAGGAUCCCUGCCAUCACAAGGAACCUCUUCAGUCGCCAGUCGAUCUAGUGCCGCAGAAUCGAACUUCAAAUCUACGUCGAACGUUAGCACACUGAACAAUUUAAACCUCUUAGGUAUCAGUGUUGCCACAUAUAAGCAAAUUCGUGUUGCCGUUAAAUCACUCGACAUAAAAAAGCUUCACAUAAGUCGGACUUUGCUGAAAGAAAUGAAAGAGGUGCACGACCUUAAUCACGAAAACUUGGUGCGAUUCAUUGGUAUAUGCCCAGACGAACCAAAUCUUGUCACGGUUACAGAGUUGUGCACACGAGGAAGUCUUAGGGAUAUGCUGGAGAAUGAAUCCAUGAAUAUCGAUUGGAUCUUCAGAUAUUCGAUGAUCUCCGAUGUGAUCGAGGGCAUUCACUUCCUCCAUAAUUCUUCGAUUGGUUUCCAUGGACGACUAAAAAGCACGAAAUGUGUUAUCGAUAGUCGCUUCGUCGUCAAAUUAACCGAUUUUGGCCUUCCGUCGUUGGCGGAACAAAUUCCCGAGCCGGACAUCAAAAAUCUGAGAACGUAUUUCUGGACUGCGCCGGAAAUUUUGCGCAGCCGCAAUCCCCGACUGAAUGGAACCAAAGAGGGAGACAUCUACAGUUUGGCUAUCGUGCUUCAGGAAGUGAUCACACGCUGCGGUCCAUUUGAAUCCAUCGAGCGCCUAGGUAGGGCCAAGGUCAACCUCGAACCAGAAGAAAUUCUUGAUCGUGUCAAGAUGGGCGUGGUGCCGCCCUUCCGGCCUGAGGUAUCGGCAGAUGAGUGUCCACAAGAACUUCUGCGUCUCAUGAAGCACUGCUGGGCUGAAAAUCCCAACGAUCGUCCGCUGAUCGCAGAGGUGAAAGCUCGCAUUAAAAAGAUCACCAAGGGAAUGUCAUCGAAAAACUUCUUUGACAACCUCCUCCAACGAAUGGAGCAGUAUGCAAACAAUCUCGAAUCCAUAGUAGAAGAGAAAACUCAGUCGCUCAUUGAGGAAAAAAAACGAACCGAUGAAUUACUCUACCAGCUUUUACCAAGGUACGUAGCCGACGAGCUCAAGAAAGGAUCUCAUGUCCAGCCAGAAUCCUUCGAAGAAGUAACAAUUUUCUUCAGCGAUAUCGUAGGAUUUACAACACUUUCGUCGGAAAGUUCCCCGCUUCAAGUUGUAACACUACUCAAUGAUCUCUACACAAUGUUCGACGCUGUUAUCGAGCAACACGACGUUUAUAAGGUCGAGACGAUUGGCGACGCCUACUUGGUGGCGUCCGGCGUGCCCAUACCCAACGGAAAUGAGCAUGCACGAGAAAUAGCCCGAAUGGCUAUAUUACUUCGUGAGAACUUGACCACAUUCAAAAUUCGGCAUUUACCCAAGCGGAAGCUACAACUGAGAAUUGGCAUUCAUUCAGGACCCUGUGUAGCUGGUGUAGUUGGUCUCAAAAUGCCUAAAUAUUGCUUAUUUGGCGACGCAGUAAAUACCGCUUCGCGUAUGGAGACGACGGGCGAACCGAUGAAAAUUCACAUUAGUAAAAGAUGCAAGGAAAUACUGGAUGGAUUCGGAUCGUUUGUCUCUACUCUUCGAGGAGACGUCCAAGUUAAGGGCAAAGGGGUGAUGACAACAUACUGGCUAGAUUCCGAGCUCGGCCGAAGAUCUACGAAGAGUAUGGCUCCCCAGGUUGAUCAAGUGAUCGCUAACGUGCGCGCUGAAAUUGAAGCUGAUGUACCUUCUCUGACCCAAGAAAACAUUAACGAGAUCAACAAGAUCGUCAGUUCUUAAAGCUGUACCAGAAAUACGUUUCAAACAUAAACAAGGCUACAUUUUCAGACGGGAGCGUUAUACACCCCAGCCGUACGCACGAAACAACUUUCCACUAGCUUAUAACUGAAGUGUAUUACACAGCCGUCCUCAGCACACAUUUGUCAUAUAAAAUGAUGACAGUGCUUUCCCGUUAAAGACCACAAGUUAGGCCAGGACAUAAGCGAGUCGCUGAAAUACGCCUUUUUCGACGUGGUCCUAACUUAAAGCGUCUAUUUAUUCAUUAAAGCGUCUGUAAUGAAGAAUAGGUUGCUUUUAAUUCCAAAAUGGAGGAAUAUGGUGAAUUACGGUUCAUUUUAAUUGAAUCAUAUUUUUGAUUCUUCUGAGAAAGAAAUUACCUUAUUUCCGAAUUCGUAUAGUUAAUGAAAUUGAUUAUCGUGGACCAUUUACCGGCCUGCCGGCGAGAUUCAAAAUAGAAGAAUGCAGCUGAUAUUACGCCGACUUGGACUAGCCAUUAAAACGAAAAAAACAGAUGCAUUCUUAAUUAGUAUGGCAGUACUUGUUACUAUUACCCUAGACUAUUAAAUAUGACGAAACGCUUUAGACAAUUGUUUUAUACGGUUUUUAAAUAAUAAUCUCCAUACGAAUAUGGAUCACAGCCACUCGCCAGUGGUUAGCUACAAAGAGAUAACAUAAGUUAGUCAACACCCCAAAAACAUUUAAAAAAAAAAACCAUAUCUUGGGCUAGGUAAAAAAAAUCGACCGUAUAUUUCUGCAUCGCGUUACAUGCAUACGUUUUUCGGAUAUGGGUGAUUUUUCACCUAGAUAGAAAAUCGGUUAGCAUACGGUAUACACACACUAACUGUCUUGAAGGUCGAAAAAAAAACUCAAUAACAACAUCGUGUACCAAACAAGCCGACUAGUUAGUCCAGACACCGUUUAUCCACUUAUAUGGUGCAAUCUCAAACGGUUUCUAGCUUACACAUUAAUCUUGUACGGAGGACAUGUCACCGGACAA
Messenger RNA from Varroa destructor (honeybee mite), 4438 nucleotides. RefSeq names its product atrial natriuretic peptide receptor 1-like. Gene Ontology annotation, biological process: intracellular signal transduction; protein phosphorylation; cGMP biosynthetic process. The record is from RefSeq and is a predicted model, not a curated record. Gene Ontology annotation, molecular function: adenylate cyclase activity; peptide receptor activity; guanylate cyclase activity. Gene Ontology annotation, cellular component: plasma membrane. NCBI's taxonomy places the organism in Eukaryota, Metazoa, Arthropoda, Arachnida, Mesostigmata, Varroidae.